Bursaphelenchus okinawaensis is the source of this 1438-nucleotide messenger RNA. The record is from the annotation of a GenBank genome assembly. Lineage: Eukaryota; Metazoa; Nematoda; Chromadorea; Rhabditida; Aphelenchoididae.
AUGGCUAAGGCUAAAGCUAAGCAUAAAGCUAAACGUAAGGCUAGGCCUAAAUCCAGGUCUAAAAAAGAGACUAAGCCCAUGCCCAAAGCUAGCUAAGGAGGCCAUGCAAAAAUUAAGGCUAAAUCUAGUUAAACCUAGUUAAAUCUUCAUAAUUUUGAACCUUUGAUUAAAGUUUUUUUAUUCCAGUGUACUGUAGUUUCAUUACAAUUUCGAAAUUUCCCAUCCCACGUGACCUUAUACCUUAUGUAUGUUUACCACACACCACACAUUCACAUUACAAUCGAAUGUGAAUUCGCUGUGAACGUGAAUCGAGUAAUUUUAGACCAAAUUUGUUUAAUUUCAGGGUUCAAAUUAGGCGCUUACUGUUCGAUUUACAGUAAAAAGAAGCGGUUGGGUGUUGUCACGUUGUUGGGCAGACCGAGCCCCAGGCAAAUCGGUUAAUUCGACGGCGAUUUCACUCUGACACUGCUUACAACUGCCCGCGUUCUACUGUAAGUUUUUUUGAAUUUUCGUGUAGAUUUGGAGGGGUACUGUAGGUUUUGUGCAAUGAAGGUGAAGUAUAUAGUCUUGAUAUAGUUUUUGCAUCGAAAUGAAGACUUAAGACUGUUCUAGGUCAACAUAAUGCAUAAAAAUCAAAUUUUAUUACCUAAAAUACCAAAAAAACCAAGCUUUAAUACCUGAAAACCACUAUGUCUCCUCUUUUCAGUCCAGACCCCCACGAAUCACUCAGUAUCUCCAAGCACAAACCAUGAAACUCCUAUAUUCACCAACCUUUUGGGCUUUCAAGUUCAGCACCGCCGCCGUUUUCAGCAUUUUAAUUUGGAAUUGGAAGUUUAGGUUCGCAGAAGAAACAAUCCCACCGGUUUCUACACAGCUACAGGCUCGAGUACCGGCCGAAGACAUCUUCCUGUUCUCACCAAAGUUCUCAUGUGGUGGAGGGCCUUUCAGUAACACAAUGGCAUCACUGGUCAGCUUCCCUUGUGAUGUGGAGGAAAGUGAGUUGGUUACGGUAUAAGAUAGCACUACAGUACCUUUCUCUACCCUAGCUCACUCUACCCUACCCUGCCCUACCCUACCAUGUCCUAUCCUAUACUAUCCUGCCCUACCCUACUCUACCCUACCCUAUCCUCUCAACUUUCAUUACUUUACCCCUACCCAAAUUUCUUUACUUACCCUUACCAUGCCCAAAAAUUAAAAUUUCCAAUUUUCAGUCCACGUAUGUUGCCUAAAACACGACCAGUGUUACGACGACAAGAUCGACCAGACCUCGUGUGACACUUCGUUCUGCAACUGCCUGGCUCAAUUACCAUGGCAAGGACAGUUUUGUGAAGUGGCAGCACAUAAAGGACUGUGUCUGGCAACUCACUUGUUUGGCCACAUGUUCUACGAAGGCGAUGAGGCCAAUAACACGAUGGAAACGACUCAUCUACUCACUUAG